Molecule: messenger RNA, 1395 nt
Organism: Punica granatum (pomegranate)
Lineage: Eukaryota; Viridiplantae; Streptophyta; Magnoliopsida; Myrtales; Lythraceae
Source: RefSeq, a predicted model, not a curated record
UUUAAAACAGUGGAUAAAGCUACGAUUAGACUUGUCUUUCCUUUGAACGACUGGCUACGAUGGACGGCGGGAAGCCCCGGACAGUGUGCUGCAUCGGCGACGUCCAUGGCUACAUCUCCAAGCUCCAGUCCCUCUGGUCGAACCUCGAAGCUCGGAUCCCCCCAUCCGACUUCGACUCCGCCCUGAUAAUCUUCCUCGGCGACUACUGCGACCGCGGCCCCGACACCCGUCGCGUCAUCGACUUCCUCAUCUCCCUGCCCACCCGGUACCCCCGGCAAAAGCACGUCUUCCUCGCCGGGAACCACGACUUCGCCUUCGCAGCUUUCGUCGGGGCCAUCCCGCCGCCUCCGGACGGUAGCGACUUCCGGGAUGGUUGGAAGGAGUACGAAAUGAGCGAGGAGAGAGAGGGUUGGUACAGAGGCGAGGGAUACGAGAGGAUGCACCUUCAGGGGCGUAGGUGGGCAGGGAAGAUAACGGUGAGGUUUAACACUGUGAAGGGGACGGAGUACAAGGGGUCGAUUUACGAUGCCGGGCCGACGUUCGAGUCCUAUGGGGUUCCUCACGGGUCUGCCGAUUUGGUUCGUGCUGUGCCUGAGGAACACAAGAAGUUUCUGGCUGACCUGGUUUGGGUUCAUGAAGAGGACAAUGUCUGCAUCAAGACUCCUGAUGGUAUAAAAAGCUGUAGAUUGAUUGCUGUUCAUGCAGGUUUACUGAAAGAGAAGAAAGUCGAAGAGCAGCUUAGGUCAUUGAAGGCAAAGGAUACUCAAAUACCAAAAGUGGAAGCUCUCAGUGGCAGGAAAACCGUCUGGGAUAUGCCUGAGGAGCUCACUAACCCUCCGACUAUUGUGGUGAGUGGUCACCAUGGGAAGCUUCACAUAGAUGGCCUUAGGCUGAUCAUUGAUGAAGGAGGGGGGCUAGAGAACAACCCUGUGGCUGCAAUUAUUCUACCCUCAUUGACGAUAGUACGCGAUACUGAUGACUUGGUAAAACAGUAAUAGAUUAGCAUCACUUCAGUUAUUGCAAAUAGUCCUAUAUCUUGCCAUAGUAAGUUGAUGGACUGAUCCAUUUGAUUUUUUCUGACGGAGGUUAGAGCAUAUCUGUGCUGCAAAUAAGUUUCUUUGGGAUAAUACUCCACGGUUCAAAUGAUAAUCUAGAAUGUCCCAAUGGUUAUGGCUCAUUGUCUCCAUAAUGGAAACUGUGUUUUGGUUUAAUGCUACCGCUGCAACAGAUCAGGUUCCAGCCUCUCCGGUGUUUUGACCACAUAAACCAGCUAUUUGUCAAUCUCUAAUCAAAGUCCUUCCUGUCCUGCAUUCAUUCUCUGUCCCUCACCCCAACAAAGCCCCCCAGCCGCACCGCACCCCCACCCUGGGCCACCAAAAAAAAAAAACACUUAAA